AUGUCACCGCAUACUGUUGGAAUCGAAAACCAGAGGCCCCAGCCGGCUGGCGAGAGCCAUGGAGGAGUUGCGCGUCGGGAACAAUCUCCGUCGGGCCACACGUCUACCUACGCGUCUAGCCAGGCUUCUGACGGCGGUGAACCAACCCUCCACGACGUUCUGAUUCCUGGAUUGGAGGAGCUAGAUGUCAACAGCCCCAACAAGGCGACGCCCCUCGAGAAGCGGGACAAUGAACUGCACGAUCCUGAAAAGGGGCCGCCGCCUGCUGAUGAGGAUCGGCUCUUUGAACGGGAGCGCGCCGCCUCAAUGCAGUACCUGCUCGACAACGUCGCCGAGUUUCGGGAGCUGACCGAGAUCCGCAAGAAGGGCUGGGAUAAUCCUGAGGGUGAUCGGUACUUUGAGCGCCAGCGAAAGCUCGGCGACGAUGCCAACCCUGAAACGACCAAGAUCUUCUUCGGAAUGAUGAACCGUGUUGGAAACAAGAUGCAGCAGGCCACCGGCGUCUUCAGUCUCCCUGGCAAGCGACCGAGCAUGCUCGCUCUCGGCUUUGCGCCCGGCGGCUUCGUGGGCGAGGCACUGAAGGUCAACCCCAAUGUCCAAGUGGUCGGCAUUACCCUUCCCAUCAAGGAAAAGGGCGUGGAGAGUCUUGUGAAGAGCCCGCGACUGGAUCUGGUUCAGGCAGACGUCACGAUGCUGGCAGUUGACCUCGGCGUCUCCCUGGACGAGAUCCCUCCUGACCACCCUGACGCCAAGCGCUUCCUCAAGCGAGCCAUCCGACCUCGACAGCAGUUCGACCUUAUCACCUGCGAGGGCGGUGUCCUUCGUACCCACCAGAUCGCGUCCUAUCGCGAGCACCGCGAGGCUCACCGCCUGAAGGCCUCCCAGCUGGCGAUAUCCCUCGCCCGCCUCAAGCCUGGUGGCAGCAUGGUCGUCUUGAUGCACAAGGCGGAGACCUGGAACAGUCUCUCUCUGUUCUACAAGUUCUCCAAGUUCUCCGAGGUACGCCUGUUCAAGCCUGAGGUGGAGCACCAGCACCGGUCAAGCUUCUACAUGAUUGCCACCAACAUCCAGAGCCAGUCCGAGGCGGCGCAGAACGCUGUCAAGCAGUGGACGGCUGAGUGGAAGACUGCCACGUUUGGAACUGAUGAGGAGUACACCAAAGAGUGCCAAGACAACGCCCUGGACGCCAACGAAGUCCUGAAAGAGUUCGGACAGAGCUGGGUUGACAUGUGUCGAGAGGUGUGGGCCCGUCAGAUUAAGGGCCUGGAAAGAAAGUCGUUCACUCAAUGA
Molecule: messenger RNA, 1290 nt
Organism: Diaporthe citri
Lineage: Eukaryota; Fungi; Ascomycota; Sordariomycetes; Diaporthales; Diaporthaceae
Exons: 2
Coding region: 1-1290 (429 amino acids)
Biological process (GO): methylation
Molecular function (GO): methyltransferase activity
Source: RefSeq, a predicted model, not a curated record